CUCUCACAUUGUCACACUGACUGACACCAGGGACAGGUGCGCCUGGCGCGAUGCUACACUGAUAACCCGUCGCUGUGAUUUUGCCCGAUUUUUCUUUUGAUUUUUCUCUUCAGUGGUGGGAUUUCCAGCCAGUGAAUAUUUUUUAUCAACAGUGGAAUGAGAUAAUCACAUCCAUCUUUAUUCUGGCAAUGGAGAAACAGGUACAGAUGGAGAUGGCAAAGGAGGACUUUCAGGAGCGUCAACCUAAACAGCCGAUAAAAGAGAUGACUGAGGAGCAAUUCCUGAAAGAUCUUUACAUUUUCAUGAGGAAAAGAGACACACCAAUAGAGAGGAUCCCACAUCUGGGCUUCAAACAAAUUGAUUUGUUUGUGAUGUUCAAGACGGUCAAUGACUUGGGAGGCUACACACAGGUGACUUCUCAACAGUUGUGGAAACAGGUUUAUAACACACUGGGAGGAAAUCCUCGAAGCACGAGUGCAGCAACCUGCACCCGCAGGCACUAUGAGAAGUUGCUCUUGCCGUACGAAUGCCACAUGAAAGGCAUCGUAAUGAGCACCAUCCCUCAGCAUCAGCCGAAGCCCUUCCACUAUGUGACCUACAGCAAGAGCGACGACUGUGGCCCGAGGCCUCUCAAACGCAGGAUGUUAUCAUUACCAAUGCACCAGGCCCCUCAUCUUCAGCCAGAUACCCACGGGGGUCUCUUUGCUCUUCCUCUCCACUACCCUCACUUCUUCCCCCCAACCCACACAGUUCUGCCCCCUUACGUCCCCAUCUCCCCGACAGUGAUGACCCCACACAGGCCCUCAGCUACAAAACCCCAUUUUCCAAUCCCACCGUCUCCCCUCAACUCAGACGGAGACACGGAGCCCCUGGAGCACCUGCGCAAACUUUCGGAAUGGUACAAAACCUCAUCCGGAUUGGUCCAGCAACCGCUGAACCUCAGCAAAAAAAUGUCACCCCAAGAGCCAAGCUCCUACCCCGUGUCGUCGUUCUCCCCACCUUCAUCCGGCAAGAACCCAAAGUUUUUGAACAAGCCCUCCACGCUUUACACCACGCUUCACGCAGGCGCCCCGAGAGACGAAGGAUCUGAGACACAAGAGGGGGACCCCUGUGAAGGGGGCUCAACGUAUUCGUAUCCUGUGAAAGGAAGGGAGUCCGGCAGAGAUUCAAGUAGCCCCGUGUAUACUUUGCCGUCUGGAAGCGACAACGAUGCCACUGAAAUGCCACAGACUCCCAGCUCACCAAAAACAGACUUUGUCAUCAGUUCAAAGGACGACAGAGAGGGCAGGUCAGAUUUGAAGGGGUUCAAUCUCAGUCACAUGCUGCCAGGCCUUCCUCGAGAGAAAGAAGGCAAGAUGGAAAUUGAGAUACCGCUGUCGGUCUUUCACAACUGGAUCAAGCUGUAUGGGCCGUCUGUCCAGGCACACAAAGCCAAGGAGGCUUCUCUUUCUGCUCAGGAAGACUAUCUCAGACCAAGGAACUGGAUCGACACAGACGGCUUCAACGCCAACCUGACACUUCAACUGAGUUCCCAGAACUCGGCGCAGGAUCUCAGACUGAGGAAUGUGCCAAGCCCUACACCAACCACACAGGCAACCGGCAAUCACCACAAUCCAGGUCAAAAUCACCUCAGCAGCUACAAUGCUUUGCCCUCGGGUGGCGUUCCGAAAAAUGCUGGCAGCCGUGAUGUCUAUCCGUUUGAUCUGCAGGAUAUUAGGAAGUCACACAACUCAAAAUCCCCACAUUUGUGGGAGGCCCGUGACAAAGAGGACCAGUCUCCCCUCAGUCCGGUGAAAUCCGACGGCAGUCCUCACAGGGCUCUGCCAGACUUUGUCCCUAAACUGUUCACAGAAGACGUUACGCAGGCAGCCAGGCAGAAGUCAGAGGCGGGGUCCUCGGCUGUGCUCAUGGUCAAUUCCAACUCUCUGCUGCAGCUGACUACUGAAGAGGUCAUGAAGCUGAAGAAAAUGAUCUCAAGUUCGUCGUAAAUGCCAGAUUGCCGCAUACCAACACCACUGCAAAGCUGACCUAUGUGUAAUAUAGUCCUCAUAAGAGAUGUAUCAUGGAAUUGUACAUUUUGUAUAUGAAUUGCUCAUCGGAGUGAAAUUAACCCAAAAACAGCACUUCAGUGAAACCGUUAUAUCAACUGAUCUUACAGAGAAAGUGCCCUGACGCCUUGUUUUGUACAGAAGGAAAUGUUUGUGAUGCACAUGUAAUAUUUCAGCCUAAUUAUUUUGUGAAUUUAAAUAAAAUUGAAGCACAUGA
Messenger RNA from Salarias fasciatus (jewelled blenny), 2265 nucleotides. RefSeq names its product AT-rich interaction domain 6 (gene arid6). The transcript has 6 exons. Gene Ontology annotation, molecular function: transcription cis-regulatory region binding. Bases 189 to 1988 code for a protein of 599 amino acids. Gene Ontology annotation, biological process: regulation of transcription by RNA polymerase II. Gene Ontology annotation, cellular component: nucleus. The record is from RefSeq and is a predicted model, not a curated record. Lineage: Eukaryota; Metazoa; Chordata; Actinopteri; Blenniiformes; Blenniidae.